This is a messenger RNA of Thlaspi arvense, 1236 nucleotides long. The record is from the annotation of a GenBank genome assembly. NCBI's taxonomy places the organism in Eukaryota, Viridiplantae, Streptophyta, Magnoliopsida, Brassicales, Brassicaceae.
AUGGUUGUUAGGAAGAGACUUCGUCGCGGAAGUGAUUCCAUCUUCUCCGACUCUGAUUGCUCCGGAUUCCGACACAGCCCCCAACCUCUGCCUUCGUCUCCUCUCGCGAGUAAGCGCGACGACGGCGUUUCCGGUACGGAGUCGAUGCUCAGGAGAAGAAAGCAGCCGAAGAAGACGGCGAAGCCAUUGGUAUCUUCCUCUGGUUCGAAGAUGAUCUGGAGUAAAUACGACGAACUCGUUAUUCUUGGGAGUAUUGUAGACUAUGAAAACGAAACCAAAUUGAGCUACAGAUCUGACCGGGAUGGUUUCUACGGAUACAUCAAAGAUUUCAUAGAAGCAGACUUCUCUAAACAGCAGCUCAUGGAUAAGAUCAGGAACUUGAACAAGAGAUUUACAAUUAACCAGGCGAGAUCUAACGAUGGGAAAGACGAACUUUCCUUUACUGAUACUGACGACGACGAAAUCUUCAAAUUGUCAAUGAUCAUAUGGGGCACGAAUGAAACAGAGCGUGCUUCUAAUGAGGAUAUCGACCAAGCCAAGGAUGUUCCUUAUGAAAGGGUUGAUGAGAAUAUAGACAAAGCAAAGGUUCUUGUUCCGAAUGAGGAUGUGCCUUGUGUGGAGCAUGAACGGGUUGAUGAGAAUAUGGACAAAGAAAAUAGAGACCAUGAUCUGAAUAAGGACGUGCCUUGUGUGGAGCAUGAACGGGUUGAUGAUAACAUCGACCAAGCCAAGGUUCUUGAUUCGAAUAAGGAUGUGCCUUGUGUGGAGCAUGAGAGGGUUAGUGAGGAUAUUGACCAAGAAAAGGACGUCCGUUACGCGGAGCCUGAACGAGUUAAUGAGAAUAUGGAUCAAGAAAAUGUAGCGAGUGCCUGUUCUGAUGUGCCUUACGCGGAGCAUGAACGCGUUAAUGAGAACAUCGACCAAGAACAUGCAGAUGUGCCUGACGCGGAGCAUGAGCCCGUGAGUAACAUAACUAUGGAGACUGAUAAAGGUGAGAAAGAGAAGAGUGAGGAGGAGUUAUAUGCUCUGCAGGAUGCACUUGAGGCUACGACAUUGUUCCAAAGUUUAGGUAGAUAUCAACAGAAGUAUCUGCUUGGGAAGUUGAAAAAGCUUGGAGCUCAAAGAAGAAGAGAGCUUACUGAUGAAUGGAAGGCAUUGCUUGCCGAGGAACUGAGUUUGUAUUCCAAGAAACUGACUUUAUCCGCAAAGCUUGCAGAGGCAGGAGUUUCUUCCUGA